CUUUAUUUGUGUAUUUUUCCUUUUUAAAAUAAAUACGUAGCAGAAGCCUUUUCCCGUCUCCAUUGCUCUGUAACCGCCGUUUCUCUUAGUCACCCUGCACCUCACCUGACAGCUUUGCGCCGUGGUUGUGGUCACCAGAUAUCGAUCUUUUGUUGGGGUAGCGCGCUGUGGAAUUCUACGCCAUUGUCCCUUUUUUUUCUUGGUGCUUGCCCAGUAUUUUUCUUUUAACCGCCGCGUCCUUGCAAAAAACCACAAAUCAGUCAAUAUCUUUGCUUCUAUUUUGCAUUUCUUCUUCAACAUUUACACCGGCCCGGCCACUUUGCUUGCGCUGACUCUUCCGCCAUCGGCAUCGGAGGCACAAGGCGGGGAGUGCCCACCACAAAAGAGGAGCCAUAUUUUUUUUCCUACCCGCUGAAAGCAACCAGACACCAGUCAUUCCGUCUUCCCUUUCAUCUUUUCAACAUCUUUCAGAACUCCUUUGUUUGCAUUAUCUACUCGCAAUGACUGCUCUCAAUGGAAUAGAACACCCGUUACCGGUGCGAACAAACGGCGUCCACGCUCCCCAGAUCAACGGCGACAAGCGCCCAGAGACACCCACCAUGUCCUUGACAGAAUACAGCGUCAACCCCUCCACGCCGCCAUCGGGCGAGGCUCGCGAGCGAAUGAAGGAGCAGGUCCCCGAAGACUUGCUGCUGCCCAAUGGCUACCCAGAUUACAUGCGCAUGAUCAUGACUGCCACGUCCAGAGUCUACGAAGCCUGCAAAAUCACUCCUCUCACCCACGCCGUCAACCUCAGCAACCGACUCGAGUGCAAUGUCUACUUUAAGCGUGAGGACGAACAGCCCGUGUUCAGCUUCAAGCUGCGCGGUGCCUACAACAAGAUGGCCCAUCUCGACCCGGCCAAGAGCUGGAAGGGCGUAGUCUGCUGCUCGGCCGGUAACCACGCGCAGGGCGUAGCCUUUUCCGCGCGCAAGCUCAAGAUCCCAGCAACCAUUAUUAUGCCCGAGGGCACCCCCAGCAUCAAGCACAGCAACGUCGCGCGACUCGGCGGCCACGUUGUGCUGCACGGCGCCGACUUUGACGCAGCCAAGGACGAGUGCGCCCGCCGCGCCGCCUCCGACGGCCUCAUCAACAUCCCCCCGUUCGACGACCCUUAUGUGAUUGCAGGACAGGGAACUGUGGCCAACGAACUGUUUGGCCAGAUCAACAUGGCCAAGGUAGAGGCCAUCUUCUGCGGCGUGGGUGGCGGCGGUCUUAUUGCCGGCAUCGGCGUGUACAUUAAGCGCAUGGCGCCGCACGUCAAGAUUAUCGGUGUGGAAGCCCACGAUGCCAAUGCCAUGGCCCAAUCGUUAAAGAAGGGAGAGCGUGUUGUUCUUAAAGAUGUUGGUCUGUUUGCGGACGGUGCUGCUGUCAAGACACCCGGCGAGGAGCCCUUCCGUCUUGCGCAAGAGGUAGUGGACGAGGUGGUGGAGGUGAGCACGGACGAGAUUUGCGCCGCCAUCAAGGACAUGUACGACGACACACGGUCCGGUCUUGAGCCUGCAGGCGCGCUGUCCAUUGCUGGUCUGAAGAAGUACGUUGCGCAGAACCCGUCGCGGGACUCGAAACGAUCGCUUAUUGCCGUCACGUCGGGCGCCAACAUGAACUUUGACCGUCUCCGCUUUGUCGCCGAGCGCGCGGCUCUUGGUGAGGGCAAGGAGGCUCUUCUUGUUGCUACUAUUCCCGAAAAGCCCGGUUCCUUCCAGAAACUCAUUGAAAACAUCAUGCCCCAGGCUGUUACCGAGUUCUCGUACCGUUAUGUCGAAGGCUCCGACGCCAAUAUCCUCAUUGGUCUCUCGCUGCAGCGACCUAUUGCCGAGCGCCCCGACGAGCUGCGCAAUGUCAUGGAGCGCAUCCGAUCGGACGGUAUGAUAGUAACCAACGUGUCAGGCGAUGAGCUCGCUAAGAGUCAUAUUCGAUACAUGAACGGUGGCCGCUCCAACGUUGCCGACGAGAAGCUGUUUAUGUUUACAUUCCCUGAACGACCGGGAGCCCUCGAGAAGUUUGUCACGACGCUGCGUCCCAAAUUCAACAUUAGCUUGUUCCAGUACCGUAACUACGGCGGCGAUGUGGGCAAGAUUCUGGCCGGUAUCCAGUGCCCCGAUGGGCAGAAGGACGAACUGCUGCAGUUCCUCCACGAAAUCGGAUACCCGUUCCAAGACUGCACUGACUCGGAAGUCUACAAGAUAUUUUUGUGCGCAUAAGAUAUAUACAAAUACAAAAAUACACAUUGCAUUGUUGCAGCGAGGGUGUCAUUGAGGAGUUGAGGAUGCAUAUGGAGCCGGUGGUAUUCGGUAUAUACGGAGCGGGAGUAUGAACAAAAAAGUAGAAAAGGUAUCAUGGAUUGUCACCACGCAGUGGUGCUCUGGCGUUUUGGGUGUCAUUUUUUUUUAAAUUUUGUGUGAAACUAGGUUCCCUUUGAGACAGCUGGAUAAUGAAACGAGCUUGAAUCUAACCAACUGCCGCCUUUCUCUGCCGGUGAUGAAUACGGUGCCUGUCUCUCGGGGCUAUGUCUUAAAGGAGAGUUGAAUAUGCAUGAGGCUCAACACGAAUUCCAAGUAAGCUUAUCUCACUGGUAGGGCCGUGUGUAUCUUGGCUGGGGAACACAGAGGCCAACCAGGAAGUGCGUACGACGAGCUGAAGUCCAGCCCUGCAUCACCACAGCCUUAUGAGGGCAACACAGAACACGAGCAAG
Molecule: messenger RNA, 2734 nt
Organism: [Torrubiella] hemipterigena
Lineage: Eukaryota; Fungi; Ascomycota; Sordariomycetes; Hypocreales; Clavicipitaceae
Source: the annotation of a GenBank genome assembly